Drosophila erecta is the source of this 905-nucleotide messenger RNA. RefSeq names its product leucine-rich repeat extensin-like protein 3. NCBI's taxonomy places the organism in Eukaryota, Metazoa, Arthropoda, Insecta, Diptera, Drosophilidae. The record is from RefSeq and is a predicted model, not a curated record. The coding region runs from base 10 to 822 and encodes 270 amino acids. The transcript has 2 exons.
UCUCUCGAAAUGAACGAAAAGUUUCGGCUUUUACUGCUCAUGAUAUGUCUUCUGCGGGUGCAUCUAAGUAAGACGCAGGAUCACCUCAAGCUGAAGAAACUAACCUCAGAUCUCGUAAAUGCCAUUGCGGAGGCUAAUUCUGGAAAGAAAUAUGGGGCCGAGUGGAUUCCGUCGCUGGGACAAGCUCUUGAAGAGGUACAUAUAACAUCUUCCAGACGGUGUUUCUUGUUUAACAUACUGGUCAGCAAAGUGAAGAAACUCUGUCCCAAUCCUCCCCCAUACUAUCCCCCACCCUCAUUCCGACCGAAACCGCCACCGCCACCACCACCACCACCACCGCCUCCUCCGUCUCCAUCACAGGUACCCACAGUUGUACCCGGUACAACUGCAAUACCAUUUAAUCCCCCAUCAUCCCUUUCGGACGGUCUGGAGUACCCCGAUGGCUCCUACUUUCCCUGGUGCUACAUGCCUCAUUGCCCCACGAUUUGUCAUCCACCCUACUGUUAUGCGUGCAGAUCGCCACACUGCGAUCCCAAAUGCGUUCCGCCGGAUUGCUAUCCACCUUGCAAGGAACCGGGCUGUAAGCUCCCACCGACCUGCUGGCCACCCUACUGUCCAAAUCCCUGCACUCCUCCCAUGUGUAUUCCCGGAAACGUAGAAGGCAGGAUGGCAAGCUGCGUACCACCCUACUGUCCCCCGCCCAUGAAUUGCCAAAAGCCCUACUGCCCAAAGAUUUAUAAGCCCGUGGAGACCAGAUCCAUUUUCGGGUUCGGAGCGUGUCCCAUGCGUGACAUAGUCCGCAGAUCCAAUCGGCGGGUAUAAUCGGCCAAGCUGAAUAAAUCACAAGUGGAUCUAGAGCCUUUAGAAAGCAUGUUAACGAAACUAAUAAAAACGUAAAAAACGGA